Thlaspi arvense is the source of this 318-nucleotide messenger RNA. The record is from the annotation of a GenBank genome assembly. NCBI's taxonomy places the organism in Eukaryota, Viridiplantae, Streptophyta, Magnoliopsida, Brassicales, Brassicaceae.
AUGUAUUUUCUUCUCUGUUUUUGUGAAAUCUCAAGUGUCUUUUGGGACGUAGAGGACUGCCCAAUCCCUGAUGGUGUCGAUCCUGAUGAGAUAUGUAUGAGCAUGUUAAGUCAGCUCUUGCGGAUAAAGGGUCACGUUGGUGAGGUCUCAUUCUCGACUUAUUGUGAUAAAAAUAAGAUCAUCGAUGACUUCAAACUUCACCAUAUCCCCUUGGUGCCCGCAGGGGAUAAAUCUGCGAGGUUGAGUAAAAUGAUAACCGACAUUUUUGACUGGGCACUAAACAAUCCUGUGGACUAUCCUCAAGUAACACCAAUGUGA